Selaginella moellendorffii is the source of this 1011-nucleotide messenger RNA. RefSeq names its product warthog protein 4. Lineage: Eukaryota; Viridiplantae; Streptophyta; Lycopodiopsida; Selaginellales; Selaginellaceae. The coding region runs from base 1 to 840 and encodes 279 amino acids. The record is from RefSeq and is a predicted model, not a curated record. The transcript is spliced from 4 exons. Gene Ontology annotation, biological process: protein autoprocessing.
AUGGCUCAUACCAGUGCUCUAAUCUUCCUGACUUCUUUCAUUGCCUUCGCUGCAAGCGUUGCAGUGGCACAAACUCCAACUCCUCCUCCUCCAGCCACUCCUCCUCCAGCCACUCCUCCUCCAGGCACUAGACCCCCUCCAGGCACUCCACCCCCUCCAGCCACUCCUCCUCCAGGCACUCCACCCCCUCCAGCCACUCCAGCCACUCCAGGAUGCUUCCCAGGAGAUGCAACUGUUCAGAUGUAUAAUGGAGAAAUUAAGUUCGUGAGGGAGCUUAAUGUUGGAGACAAGGUUGCAGUGGGGAAGAAUAUCUAUUCAGAUGUGUAUGCCUUCGGCCACAAGGAUGCUGAUGCCAUGUCCAAGUUUUUCCAAGUGCACAGCGCUUCAAACAUGUUGGAACUCACUGCAGGCCACUUUGUUCCCGUUGCUGUCAAUGGGAAGCUCGUGUACAAGAGAGCCGAGGACCUCAAGGUUGGAGAUUCCCUGUGGGAAUCAUCUCAAAUCAUUGAAAUACAAAAGGUUGAGAAGGUAGGCCUCUACAACCCGCUCACUCUCUCCGGCAGCAUCAUGGUGAACAAUGUUCUAGCAUCGACUCACAGCGAGUGGUUCUUGGACUCCAUAUUUGAUGCUGUCGGCGCAACCGAGUACCUGCCAUACGCAUACCAGGCCGUGCUUGCUCCAGUUCGCGCCAUCUACAAUAUCGUCGGCAAGGAAAUCUACGCAAAGGGCUAUGCUGCCAUCGAUUCCUUCACCAACAUUGCUGAGUUUGGAAGGAAGUAUGGAGGAAGCGUUGCUCUCACCUUUGGAGUUGCUGGUCUUGUGCUGGCCUCCAAGGUGUGAACAAUUUUGGCAAGAAUAAAAUUUGGAUAUUACAUACAAACGUCUAGUGCACAGACAAUUAUUAGGUACCUCUCACACCUGAAGCAAGAAUCGUACCAGUAGACCAAAUGCCCACUACACACAUUUGUUUUGUUUUGCUAAAACACUAAAGCUGGCAUUUUAUGGAAAUGC